CCUUCACCGUGGACCUGCUCAUCUCCCCGGACGACAGGUUCCUGUACCUCAGCAACUGGAUCCACGGGGACAUCCGGCAGUACGAGCUCUCCAAGAACUGCAAGCCCCGGCUGGUGGGGCAGGUGUUCGUGGGGGGCAGCAUCCUGCGAGGGGGCCCCGUGACCGUGUGUAGGGACGAGGAGCUCAAGUGCCAACCCGAGCCCCUGGUGAUCAAGUGCAAGCGGAUUUACGGCGGCCCCAGCAAGCUGCAGCUGAGCCUGGACGGGCGCCGGCUCUACGUCACCAACUCCUUCUACAGCACGUGGGACAAGCAGUUCUACCCCACCAUGGUCAGGGAGGGCUCCGUGAUGCUGCAGAUCGACGUGGACACGGAGAAGGGAGGCCUGGCCGUCAACAAGAACUUCCUGGUGGAUUUUGGCAAGGAGCCCAACGGGCCCUGCCUGGCCCACGACAUUCGCUUCCCCGGCGGCGAUGCCACCUCCGAGAUCCUGCCCUAGGAGUGAGCCCGGCCCGGCUCCGCCCUUCCCUCCCUUCCCUCCCCCUGCAGUGCCCCUGCUGGGAAAGGGCGGCAGCUGAUGGGCUUUGGGAUCCCGGUGAUGGGCUUUGGGAUC
Corapipo altera (White-ruffed manakin) is the source of this 611-nucleotide messenger RNA. Its product is annotated as methanethiol oxidase-like. The transcript has 4 exons. Gene Ontology annotation, molecular function: selenium binding. The annotation marks the transcript as partial. The record is from RefSeq and is a predicted model, not a curated record. NCBI's taxonomy places the organism in Eukaryota, Metazoa, Chordata, Aves, Passeriformes, Pipridae.